Molecule: messenger RNA, 4748 nt
Organism: Neopelma chrysocephalum (saffron-crested tyrant-manakin)
Lineage: Eukaryota; Metazoa; Chordata; Aves; Passeriformes; Pipridae
Gene: SKIL
Product: SKI like proto-oncogene
Exons: 7
Coding region: 872-2947 (691 amino acids)
Biological process (GO): negative regulation of BMP signaling pathway
Cellular component (GO): nucleus
Molecular function (GO): RNA polymerase II cis-regulatory region sequence-specific DNA binding; DNA-binding transcription factor activity, RNA polymerase II-specific; SMAD binding
Source: RefSeq, a predicted model, not a curated record
CGAGCGCGGCGCCUGUUCCGCUCCCCGCGGCCGCCGGAGCCCCCGCGGCGCCGGGUUAUCAGGAAGGACUGGCAGAACUCCGCUCUAGUACAUGAAUUCAGCCCAUGGCCUGGAUCUCACCUCUAUUACUAAUAACUCGGGCUGGGAAAAUCCUGACACACGCCAGUGACAUCUGGGCGAAAGGUGACUCUCUAGGGACGUUUAGCUUUUGCUGUCAAUCUGGAUCAGCCUUUAGUUUGAGGAUUUAUUUGUGAACUGCCAUAGUAACUCUUGUGGUGGUGGUGAAAUCAUAAAGCUGGCAGCACAAUAAAGCAAGCCCUUAAGACUGUGUUUGAUCUCUAGGAGCUGAAAGUGCUGAAUAAAAUUUUCACACAACUUAAAACUACGUUUUGGAUUGGCUGCGUUAAGAUUGACGUUCUUCAAGCUGAGCCCGUUUUUCUAUUUUAAUAUUUAAAUAGAGACUUGUUUGAAAAGACAGUAUAUUUUUUAAAGGAAAACAAUGAUCAAGGAUGGACAUGUAUCAGCGCAUCAUUUUUUACUAAAUUGCUGUACAAGACUACUGUGUAAAAUAGGGGGUAGGGUAUGAAGAAAAGCCUUUUGUAUAAAUAUUGCAGUGGGUUUUUUUAUAUUAGAAAAUUGAACAAAUAACUAAAAAAGUUGUGUAACCUCUCCAUUAGUAAUUUUAUGGUAUUACAUGCAAAAUGGGUUACAGUUUUUACUGUUGGAGGCUGAAGAAGUAACAUUUUACUGAAAGGAUUGUGAAACUUGUUGUACCUGAGGUAAUCCAAGAUCACUUGAAACUAUUUUUUAUAUGAACAAGCAGGAAAAUGCACAUUCAAGACUAAUUUAAUUAAAGUUCUGGUGUUUAGCAAUGGAAAGCCCACAGAUAAACUUCCCUCUAGGUCUGGUUUCAGACCAGAAAAGGAGCAGGAUCCAAGAGGAUGGGAGUCCUCCACUGAAGAAAGCAAUGACAGAAAUGCAUGUAAAUAACAAAGUACAGGUUGUAAUAAAUAAAUUGCCAACAAUAAAGAAGGAAAACUUGGAUGACUACGAUGAAACUCCUGUGGAGGCUGAUGGGGAACCCGCCAAGCCAAACAGCGCUUCACUAUCUGAGCCUUUGAGUUUAAAUCCAGGUUUGAAACACACAUUGGCACAGUUUCACCUGAGCAGCCAGAGUUCUCUGGGUGGACCAGCAGCUUUUUCAGCUCGUUAUUCCCAGGAGACCAUGUCACCCACCGUCUUCCUGCCUCUUCCAUCGCCACAAGUACUCUCCGGCCCGCUGCUCAUUCCUCCGGACAGCUCCACGGAGCUCACCCAGACUCUGCUGGAGGGGGAAUCCAUCUCUUGUUUUAAAGUCGGGGGAGAAAAAAGACUUUGCCUUCCUCAAGUGUUGAACUCGGUUCUCCGAGACUUCUCACUGCAGCAGAUCAACACGGUGUGUGAUGAACUCUACAUUUACUGCUCACGGUGCACUUCCGACCAGCUUCAUAUCCUGAAGGUUUUGGGAAUUCUUCCAUUCAACGCUCCGUCCUGUGGGCUCAUUACGCUGACGGAUGCUCAGAGACUAUGCAAUGCUUUACUGCGCCCUCGCACUUUUCCCCAAAACGGCAGUUUUCUCCCCUGUAAGAACACCUUGGCCCAGCUGAAAGAGACUGGCAGUGCCUUUGAAGUAGAGCAUGAAUGCCUGGGCAAGUGCCAGGGGCUGUUUGCACCUCAGUUCUACCUUGCGCCGGACGACCCGUGCAUCCAGUGUCUGGAAUGCUACGGGAUGUUCUCGCCCCAGACGUUCGUGAUGCAUUCACACAGAUCCCCGGACAAGAGGACCUGCCACUGGGGGUUUGAGUCGGCCAAGUGGCACUGCUACCUGCACAUUAACCAAAAAUACCUGGGAACGUCAGAGGAGCGGGAGCUGAAGCAUCUCUUGGAGGAAAUGAAGGAGAAGUUCAGUGAGAAAAAUCAGAAAAGGACGCGGUCCAAAGCAGAGCCACAGCAGAACCUGGAAUUAUCUCAGUGGUAUCCAGUUAUAAAGCAAGAAGCAGAAACUGAUCCUCAACCACCCUCCUUUUUCCAUCCCAGUUACUACCUUUAUAUGUGUGAUAAAGUGGUUGCCCCGAAUGUCUCUCUUGCAUCACAAUAUAAGGAUGUUGCAAAAACAACAGUCAAAGCUUCAGAAGUAAUUAAAUCCUCACCUGGGCAGUCGGAGAAGAAGCUCAGCAGUGGAAAGCACAAAAAGGCUGCCUCCUAUCCAGAGGUUUCUCUUGAAGAACAGGAAAAAAUUGACUUGAAAAGUGGUGUGGAGCAGCAUAAACGUUUAGAUCCACCUGUGGUGCUGACUCGUCCUGCGAGAGGUGGGAAAUCUGAACGUGUUUCUUCCAAACUCACCAGAGACUCUGCCCGUGCUGAAACGGGGGGUGAUGCACGGACCUUGUCCCCCACGCUCAUGAAAGACAUCAGUUGUGAAGAUGACAAGGGAAAGAUCAUGGAAGAAGUGAUGAAAACCUACAUCAAACAGCAGGAAAAGCUGAACACCAUUUUGCGGAGGAAGCAGCAGCUCCAAAUGGAAGUGGAAAUGUUAAGUAACUCUAAAGCUAUGAAGGAACUGACUGAAGAGCAGCAGAAUUUACAGAAAGAACUCGAGUGUUUGCAAGCAGAUCAUGCUCAAAGAAUGGAAGAGUUUUAUUUUGAGCAGAGAGACUUGGAGAAGAAACUGGACCAAGUGAUGAAGCAAAAGUGUAGCUGUGACUCCAAUCUGGAAAAAGACAAAGAAGCUGAAUAUGCAGCACAGCUGGCAGAACUGAGACAGAGGUUGGAUCAUGCAGAGGCAGAUAGACAAGAGCUUCAGGAUGAACUGAGACAGGAACGAGAGGCCCGGGAAAAGUUAGAGAUGAUGAUAAAGGAAUUGAAGCUGCAGAUCCUGAAAUCUUCAAAAAAUGGGAAAGGAAAAUAGAAAUCGGAAGAGGAAGCACGACUGCCUGCUUCAAACAGGGUGUUUUGGUUUUUAAUGAGUUGUGAACAAUUUCUGUGUGCUGAGAAAAAGUGUUCUCUACAGGUUUCUGUUUCCCAGACAGGUCAGAAGAAGAUAUACAUAGAUAUAAAUAACUAGAGAUAGAUAGACAUUUUUAGAUUUUCCUAACCAAUGAAAAUCUGCAUUGAUUUGUACUGGUGUUUUUCUCAAACAAUGAAAAAUAUGAAACCCUUGGUUUAGAGUGACCAGUUUCUGUCUAUUUCUAACAGUCUUAAGGACUCAACACCUUUUAACACUGUCUGUUAAAACAUGUGUGGGUAUCUUUAUUUUGCUAUCAAUUGCACAUCCAGUUAUACAAGUACAUUGAGAACAUUCUGAAUUCUUCAAAGUCAAAAAUAGUUUGGGUUUCAGUGAGAAUUGAAUGUUCUUGAACUGAGGAAAGUAAAGGCAGCUUUUCAUCUGUUAGGUAAUGCUCAAAAUUGCCACAAUGACUGAUGAUUGAGCCUCAAAAGUGAUUUACCAGCAUGAGUUUUCCCCAUAAUUUCAUUAUGUGAAGUCAGGCUGAUCUUUUUAGUAUUGUCUGUUUAACAGCUCAUUAUCAAUCUAAAGAGUGCUAGAGCCAGCACUUACCUGCUGUGCUGGAAGAAGAAAACAUUGGGAUUUUUUUAAUUAAUUAAAAAAUUUACAAUUACAAUGGAAUCUUUGGAAGUUAAAAAUUCACAAGUUUUCUUCUGUUUUCUUCUAUGUAGUAGGUGUGAAAGAAACAUUAAUAAAAGGCUUAAAGGUGGGGCUUUUUCUUCUAGAAACGGAGAAAGCUUGACUUAGCUGUUUUCAAGAUUCUAAUGCUUUCAAGAAAAAUAUUUAUUAAGGAAUAUGUGUUAAUUUCUUUAGCACCCUAAGCCUCCACACUUUGAGCUUCUUGCCAACUUGCGGGUUUUUCUUUCGUUACAUAGAACAGGCCUUAACUGACAUUGUGAUCAUAGCUUAAAAAAGUAAAAUUCUGAGGUAUGGCACUUUGAAAAAUCAUUUUGAUAGUCUCUGUAUUUGACUGGCAUGGUAGGGUUACCAUGAGUUAAGAAAUACAGCAUGUUUGUUAAGCUAUAACGUUGGGAAAUGUGUAAUUGUACAGAAUUACUGUUUUAUGUAUAUAUAAUGUUUGAGUACUUCUGAAGUCUGGUUCCUAGUGGAUUAAAUGCAUGGCUACAGAGUUGGAUGAAGAAAUACUUUAUUUGCACUUCUCUCCAAAAAGUUGGAUACAGCUGGCAGAUGUCAGCUGAUCAUGUCAGUGAUAGGAAUAUUUUCGUAAUUCUAGUAUUUCACUACAUGAUUUUAACUUGUGCUUUAGCUUCUUUUUUUGAGGUCCUUAGGUUUAAUAUCCUCUUAAUAAUUCAGUUAAUUUUGGAUGAAGCCGCUAGUAAAAGCCUACGUUGAUUAAUUUUUUUCCCUGAACUUGUAAAACUGAAAACUUUUGAGCUCUUUUUUGUUUCUGUUUUAGUGGAAUAACAAGACUGAAUAUCACAGAGAAAGAUAAAAUUGCACAUAUCUUUAAAUUGAAUGAGAAAUGAGGUGGUAAAUUAAAUGUCAUGGAGUCAUAGGACGAUUUUUUUAUAACUAAGUACAAUUUUGUUUAUGAACUCUGUUUCAUAGUUACACUGACAAUUAAAGCAGGAUAGAUGAAAAGUUAUCAAUUGUCUUUGUCAGUGUUGAUGAGAAUCAUAGAAUGGUUUGGAUUGGAAGGGACCUUAAAGAUGAUCUUGAACCACCCCCCUGCCAGAAAAGAAAA